AUGCUGGAAGGCAGUUCCCAAACGUUCCUGGGGGAUUCCACCCCCGGAUCCCUGCUAUCGUCAAACCCGAACACAGCAUUCCAGUCCCCCAAGCUACAGCCCUUUUGUGGCGACGUCGAGGGCUGGGGCCCGAUCAGUCAGUUCAGAUUCGAUUUGACACCAUGCUUUCUAGAUGCCGGAGUGGCUGUCGUUGCAGCAUGGGGUCUGCUUAUGGGUACGGGUGCUGUGUGGUACUUGCUUAAAAAGCGAAUCCCUCAGCCCGUGUCGAAGAACUGGCAUUUCUAUGCCAAGCUGGCCGUCUUGUCCGCCUUGAUCUUUGCUACUGCCCUACAGGCAGCCAUCCAGGUCGAAACUUACCCGGAUAACUGGUUCGCCGACUUUCAAUUUUGGAGCUCAGCUCUUGUGCUUGCUUCCCUCGGUGUCAUCUUUGCAGUGCAGUACUAUGAACACUGGCGCAGUCGGCAGCCCAAUGGUGUCGUCUUGUUCUACUGGCUCUUCUUCACCAUCGCCUACGGAAUCAAAUUGCGGUCGCUUGUGGCACGGAAGGCAUACGAGGAUCAGCUUCCAUACUUCGUUACUUUCUCUGUGAGCCUGGGGCUGGCACUAUUGGAAUUCGCUCUAGAGUACUUAGUUCCCAAGAAACAGAGCGCCUACGAUGCGCUGGGCGACGAGGAUGAAUGCCCUUAUGAAUAUGCAGAUAUAUUCUCGGUCCUUACUUUCAGCUGGAUGACCCCGAUGAUGAAAUUUGGCUACAAAAACUUUUUGACCCAAGAUGAUCUCUGGAACCUUCGCCGUCGCGAUACAACCGGCGUGACUGGGACGACACUGAGGGAGAAUUGGGAAUAUGAGCUGAAAAAGAACAAGCCUUCUCUGUCUUUGGCUUUGAUCAAAUCAUUUGGAGGCUCUUUUCUGCGUGGUGGAAUGAUCAAAUGUGGAAGCGACACGCUGGCCUUCGUCCAGCCCCAGCUUCUGCGUCUGCUGAUCAACUUUAUCAAUUCCUAUCGUACCAACGAGCCUCAACCAGUCAUUAGGGGUGUGGCCAUAGCCCUCGCCAUGUUUCUGGUCUCCGUGUCGCAGACCAUGUGUCUUCACCAAUACUUCCAAAGGGCUUUUGACACCGGUAUGCGCGUCAAGUCUGCUCUGACUGGCCUGAUUUACGCGAAGUCACUGAGACUCUCAAGCGAGGGCCGCUCAACGAAGACAACGGGUGACAUUGUCAAUCAUAUGGCUGUCGAUCAGCAGCGUUUGUCCGAUCUGACCCAGUUCGGUGUUCAGCUGUGGUCCGCGCCGUUCCAGAUCACCCUCUGCAUGCUCUCUCUCUACCAGCUUGUCGGAUACAGCAUGUUCGCGGGAAUCGGUGUGAUGCUACUCAUGAUUCCGUUGAACGGCGUGAUAGCUCGGAUGAUGAAGAAGCUACAGCUUGUUCAGAUGAAAAACAAGGAUUCACGAUCAAGGCUGAUGACCGAGAUCUUGAACAACAUCAAGAGUAUCAAGCUUUAUGCAUGGAAUACGGCCUUCAUGAACAAGCUCAGUCACAUUCGUAAUGACUUGGAAUUGAACACGCUCCGCAAAAUCGGUGCGACACAGUCCAUCGCAAACUUUACCUGGCAGUCCACCCCGUUCCUUGUCUCUUGCUCUACAUUUACUGUCUACGCCUUGACUCAAGACAAGCCUCUCACCACCGACGUGGUGUUUCCGGCCUUGACGCUCUUCAACCUGCUUACUUUCCCGCUCUCUAUCCUUCCAAUGGUCAUCACGGCUGUCAUUGAGGCCUCGGUGGCUGUCAAGCGUCUAACGGAUUAUUUUACCGCGGAGGAAUUGCAAACUGACGCUGUUAAGAUUGAGGAUACCGUUUCUCAUAUCGGCGACGAGUCUGUCAGAAUUCAGGAUGCUUCCUUUACGUGGAAUAGGUACGAAGGCACGCACGUGAUUGAAAAUAUCAGCUUCAGUGCCCGUAAGGGUGAGCUCAGCUGCAUUGUCGGGAGAGUCGGGGCUGGUAAAUCUUCUUUGCUUCAGUCACUGCUGGGAGAUUUGUGGAGGACCGAAGGUGAAGUCGUUGUCCGAGGUCGCAUUGCCUAUGUUGCCCAAUCGCCCUGGGUCAUGAACGCAAGCGUCCGUGAAAACAUCGUUUUUGGCCAUCGCUGGGACCCUCAAUUCUACGACCUUACCGUUGAGGCAUGUGCUCUGCUGGACGAUUUCAAGAAUCUGCCCGAUGGUGAUCAAACUGAAGUUGGUGAAAGAGGAAUCUCGCUAUCUGGAGGACAAAAGGCUCGGUUGACCCUCGCUCGAGCUGUCUAUGCUCGUGCCGACAUCUACCUGCUUGACGAUGUGCUCUCCGCAGUCGAUCAACACGUGGGAAGACAUCUCAUCAAUAGGGUUCUUGGCCAAAAUGGUAUACUGAGCACCAAGACCAGGAUCCUCGCGACGAAUGCCAUUCCUGUUUUGAAGGAGGCUGAUUACAUCGGCCUGCUGCGCAAUAAGACAAUCAUCGAGAGCGGGACCUAUGAACAAUUGCUGGCUAUGAAGGGAGAGGUCGCGAACCUGAUUCGUACCACGAUGAACGAUUCGGACGACGACGAGGAGUCUGGCACCGAAAGCCGUGACCUAGCGAGCCCUGAAAGCUCUGAAUCUGUCACUGUGAUUGAUAACGCAGAGUCUGAUUCGGAUCCCGAGGAUGCUGAGCGAGAAAUAGGUGCGCUUGCUCCGAUUAGGGCUGCUGGUGGUAGAAGGUCAAGCACUGUAACUCUGCGACGCGCGAGCACCGCUAGCUGGAAGGGCCCUAGGCGGAAGCUAGGAGACGAAGAAAACGUCCUGAAGAGCAAACAGACCCAAGAGACAUCGCAGCAAGGCAAAGUCAAGUGGAGUGUUUAUGGCGAGUACGCUAAAAACAGUAACAUCGUUGCCGUUUGUUUCUACCUGGCCGCCCUGCUGGGAGCUCAGACUGCGCAGGUCUCAGGCAGUUUUUGGCUUAAACACUGGUCUGAGGUUACCGAAGCCCAGCCAGAUGUUCCUGUCGGCAAAUACAUUGGUAUCUACUUGGCCUUUGGUCUGGGAUCGUCCCUUCUGGUCAUCCUUCAGAAUCUGAUAUUGUGGAUUUUCUGUUCUAUCGAGGCCUCCCGCAAACUUCAUGAACGCAUGGCAUUCGCCAUCUUCCGUUCUCCCAUGAGCUUCUUCGAGACAACACCAUCCGGCCGGAUUCUCAACCGAUUCUCGAGCGACGUCUAUCGUAUUGACGAAGUGCUUGCACGGACCUUCAACAUGUUGUUCGGUAACUCUGCCAAAGCCAUGUUCACCAUGAUUGUUAUCGCUUCCUCAACCCCGGCCUUCCUCAUCCUGGUGAUUCCGUUGAGCUACGUAUAUUUCAGCUACCAAAAGUACUACCUCCGCACAUCGCGUGAACUGAAGCGCUUGGACAGCGUCACGCGCAGUCCUAUCUACGCGCACUUCCAGGAGUCUCUGGGCGGUAUUUCGACGAUUCGUGCCUAUAGACAGGAAGAGCGCUUUACUUUGGAGAACGAGUGGCGAAUGGAUGCGAAUGUGCGUGCAUACUUCCCAUCCAUCAGUGCCAACCGUUGGCUGGCUGUGCGUCUCGAGUUCAUUGGCUCUGUAAUCAUUCUGGCCUCCGCGGUACUUUCUAUCGUUUCCGUAGCGACCGGCAGUGGGCUAUCUGCUGGCAUGGUUGGUCUAGCCAUGUCCUACGCUCUACAGAUUACCCAAUCCCUGAACUGGAUCGUUCGCCAAACGGUUGAGGUUGAGACAAACAUCGUGUCGGUCGAGCGUGUGCUAGAGUACGCAAGCCUGCCCAGCGAGGCACCAGAGGUGAUUUUCAAGCAUCGGCCUGCUAUUGGGUGGCCCGCGCAAGGCGCGGUAUCGUUCAACAACUACAGCACACGUUACCGCCCAGGGCUUGAUCUCGUGCUCAAAGAUAUCAAUCUUGAUAUCAAGCCCCACGAGAAGAUCGGCGUGGUUGGUCGCACAGGUGCAGGCAAGAGUUCACUGACUCUGGCACUGUUCCGCAUUAUUGAGCCGGACAAUGGCAGCAUCAGCAUCGACGGGCUGAACGUGUCGACCAUUGGCCUUUUCGACCUGCGGGGCCGCCUUGCCAUCAUCCCUCAGGAUCCGGCCAUGUUUGAAGGAACCGUACGGGAUAAUUUGGACCCACGACAUGUGCAUGAUGACACCGAACUCUGGAGCGUGCUUGAACAUGCGCGACUUAAAGAUCAUGUCGCGCAAAUGGACGGUCAGUUGGAUGCCCAAAUUCAGGAAGGAGGAUCCAAUCUCAGUCAAGGGCAGCGCCAGCUGGUUUCCCUGGCGCGAGCGCUGUUGACGCCUAGUAAUAUUCUUGUGCUGGACGAGGCAACGGCGGCAGUGGAUGUGGAAACGGACGCAUUGCUGCAACGCACGUUGCGCAGCAGCAUCUUCCAAGACCGGACGAUCAUCACUAUCGCGCACCGUAUCAAUACCAUUAUCGAUUCUGAUCGAAUCGUGGUGCUCGACAAGGGCCGGGUGGUCGAGUUCGACUCGCCCGCGGAGCUCAUCAAGCGCGAAGGCCGGUUUUACGAGCUGGUCAAAGAGGCCGGACUCCUUGACAACAGCGACGGGCCUGGAGCUACGCAACAAUCCUAG
Molecule: messenger RNA, 4626 nt
Organism: Aspergillus niger
Lineage: Eukaryota; Fungi; Ascomycota; Eurotiomycetes; Eurotiales; Aspergillaceae
Exons: 9
Coding region: 1-4626 (1541 amino acids)
Biological process (GO): transmembrane transport
Cellular component (GO): membrane
Molecular function (GO): ABC-type transporter activity; ATP binding; ATP hydrolysis activity
Source: RefSeq, a predicted model, not a curated record